Molecule: messenger RNA, 609 nt
Organism: Lottia gigantea (owl limpet)
Lineage: Eukaryota; Metazoa; Mollusca; Gastropoda; Lottiidae
Exons: 1
Coding region: 1-609 (202 amino acids)
Source: RefSeq, a predicted model, not a curated record
AUGAAGAACUUAAACAGUGAGUGCUUUGCAGCUACCAGUACACCAAUUCGACCAAAAGUAACCCAGGAGAAUUUUAAUGGUUACUUUCGCAGAUAUCUUGGACAUCUAUGUCUAGACUUGUCAAUAUCGUCUUUAUCUUCUUUACCAUCAAGAGAAUCAUCAACUGAAGAUGCGAUGCCGUUGUCACCCGUGAGAACGCCUUCGAACUCGACCACGGAAUCUCCAUCAGUAUCACCCAUGUCAUAUUUGAGUACACAACGUAUUGAUUUAGAGAAGAACUACGUGGAUAACAAAGAGAACAAUUGGUCGAAUGAUCCAGCUUACAUUGAGGAUUUCAAUAGAGGAUAUCGUGGAUAUGCGAACCGUAAAGCCAGAAAAUGUAUAGGUGAACAUAUGCAAAGACCGGAUAUCCGUAUCAUUACCAACAAUCAACAUGUUCCAAGGAAGCCGUCGAUGAUGUCUGCGUCUGGAGUAUCGUGGUCUAGUCCAGAAAGAACUGGGAGUAUCAGCACGAUGAACUCCACACAUAAAGAAUUGUCAAAAGUUGUAUGUACAUCGUAUUCUUGUCGAUCUCGUGUUAAACAAAUUAUUAACUAUCAACUUCGUUGA